GCCGAGACAAAUUGGAUCCGGCCAGCAAGAUACAGUCAUCGCAUAUACUAAAAUAACAGGGGCCCCCCUCUCGUUCGCACGUAUCUCAUCCUCCGUCCCUGCGGCCCGCAACAGGUAGUGUCGCACGCCACGCCCACGUCACGCGACCGCCCCUCCCGCCCGAUCGCAACACCCCUUUUGCUGCUCAGCGCUGCAGUUGCACAUAUCUCGUCGCACGCCAUCUCCUCGCUGCAGACCCGCAGACUUGUCUUGAUUCCGUGACGCUAUCGCUCUCUCAAAAGAAGGAUCGAGAACCGUGAACUGCCUUCGCAAUCAAGGAGCUGCUGUGUUGGCACGUGCGAGAAUCGCGAACCAACUACGACAGCGACAAAAAGGAAAACAGCAGCGGCCUCGCUCUCCGUGUCUCGUGCUCUCCACACUCGUGACAUCGCCAGGGACGUUUGAAAGAGAGAGAGCCUAAGAGAAACAGGGAUCAGCGAUAAACAUGACGGAACCAAGGAGGAGAAAGAUCGCCGUCUUGGGCUCGCGAUCAGUCGGCAAAUCCUCUCUCGUCGUGCGCUACGUCGAGGAUGCGUUCGUCGACUCGUACUACCCGACUAUCGAGAACAUAUUCAACAAGAAGAUCCGCUACAAGGGCCAGGAUUUCGACUGCGAUAUCAUCGACACUGCAGGGCAGGACGAAUACUCGAUCCUCAACUCGAAGCAUGCGAUCGGGAUCCACGGGUACGUGCUCGUGUACAGCAUCGCAUCGCGCAACUCGUUCGACAUGAUCCAGACAGUGUACGACAAGAUCCUCAAUUACACGGGCACCGAGAGCGUACCGUGCGUUAUCGUAGGGCAAAAGAGCGACUUGCACGUCCAGAGACAAGUGUCAGAGGACGAAGGCAAGGACUUGGCGCAGCAGCUCAAGUCAGCAUGGGUUGAAGUAUCAGCGCGGCAUAAUGCCAACGUCGUCAAGGUGUUCGAGUUGAUGCUGCAGGAGACCGAGCGCGAGACGCAGGAGACGGGCAAGGAGCCUGAGCCGUCCAAGUGCUGCGUCAUGUGAUGUGGUGUCCUGUGAUGUGAUGCCACGGCAGCAGAGGGCACUUCUCCACUUGUUCCCCCUCCCAGCGUAACACCCGCCCGCCUGCCACACCUGCGAUCGACUCGCUGUCGUCGUCGCCUCUUUGUGCGCUUGCACCGACCUCCACCAGAUUCCUGUACAUCCCUUCGGGCACGUUUGACUUCGUAUGGUGAUCCAUGUGGCCCGAGCCCGGGCACCACGCUAUUUCGCAUCGAUUCUCGAUGUUUGGCUUGUUCUCGCAGCUACCUUUUGUUUCUAUCUCUUAUCGGCUAGACUAGAUCCUGUUUCCCCUACCUCCGCCCAGCCCAAGCUAGCUCACUGAAGAGCAGCCACAUGUAUUGCACUCCCUGUGGGAUGCACGGGUGCGGAGGGUAGGCGCCGGCACAGGUGUGGGCGGGGGCAAGUGUAAUUUCUUUCCCAACCUCGUGCUUGUACCCGAUGAAUCCA
This is a messenger RNA of Tilletiaria anomala UBC 951, 1510 nucleotides long. Its product is annotated as putative ras-related GTP-binding protein. Gene Ontology annotation, biological process: small GTPase-mediated signal transduction. Gene Ontology annotation, molecular function: GDP binding; GTP binding; GTPase activity. The coding region runs from base 485 to 1045 and encodes 186 amino acids. The record is from RefSeq and is a predicted model, not a curated record. The transcript is spliced from 5 exons. Gene Ontology annotation, cellular component: plasma membrane. Lineage: Eukaryota; Fungi; Basidiomycota; Exobasidiomycetes; Georgefischeriales; Tilletiariaceae.